GUAUCAAACGCCAUUGCAGCCCUUUGGCAGUAGUCUCUGAUCGUGCCCUCCGAGCCCAUCCAACACGACCUUGGCAUUGGGGCCAGGCCAAUACGCCAAACGACAAACGAUACACCAUUUCGCGCCAUUGGCAAGACAAGUGCCCCGACGUCACACAGCCGAAGCGCUCGUGGCGUGUACCACAAGACAAGUCUAGGGCCGCAGGGGGAUAUACUGGAUGGUAUCCCAUCACCGCGGCUACCUGCAUCGCUGUCGCUUGUCAACAGCAUUGUGAUUAAAGCUGCACGAUCUCGACCAAUGUGUUUGCUAUAGCUCGACCACACACAAAUCAUCACCAUGUCGACGAGGGAAUUGGGGUUUCUGCCGACAAUCAAAUGUUCGCAAUGCGGUUCGCAAGUGGAGAUUUCGAUGAUGGGGGAGCACACCUGUAGUGGCGACAGCGAGACGUCGCAAUUAUCACCACCGCUGGAAGCAGACGAGUCCUUCGAAAAGCAACCGACCUCCCAGCCCAGGCUUCCGCGUAAGCCUGUGGCAGUGGACACGGGCGCUGCGAAUCGUCCUUUCAUGCGCCAUGACCCUUUAACACCCAUCAGCCAUCACAGUGAUUCUCCGCGAACACCCUAUAGCGGCUUGCCGUCGAGCAGGUCCACGGAAUACUUCGCCAAUGCCACCGGCGCAUCUCCCGAAAGCACCCGCCGGCCCAGUGGUCAUGGUGGCCUGGGCGAUGGUUCAAGCUAUACAACAGACCCCAUGCCGAGUCCUGGUGCCAGUGUACUCCAGAGGAUGGAGAACCUCGUGCCAGGGCCGUUUGAUCAUCGUGCAACUGAGGUCGUCUCACCAUUGCGCAAAGGCUCACUUACACCGAGUGCGACGUUCCCAGGCGACCGACCUGGCACCGCGAAUUCUCACCUCUCCGCCGCCAGUGGCGAGAAUCUCGCUGCGCCUAACGUUAGGCCUCACAAAGCCACAUACGAUGGGUUUGGGCCUCCAUCUAGGGCAGAGCCAGGGCCCGAGCAGGACACACCCGCUCUGGGCUAUCUCAAUCGCUCAGAAACGUUCCCACGGCCUUCUUACGUAGCAGGGCCACCGGCGCGAACGCCUUCAGCCCCCGGGGCGCGGAGAGAGAGCUCGAGGCAAUCGGCAAUGGACAGCACACGCAUACCAUCCAUGGGUCCCGAUACAUCGCGGCGACCUCCUCCGCGCAAGAGUCUCAUUCCUUCUGCACACAAAAACGCCGGAUCCGUGGAUUUGGCGAAAGAGUUUGGUGUCAGCAACCCAUAUCAUACUCCGUCGGAUUCGGCCUCUUCAGGCUACUCUGGCUUUAGCCAGCCGAGCCAUCCCAGUUCACAAACAAGCCCUGCAAGGUCGCCGUCCCGAAGGCAGCCAUCUCACGACUCGCGCAUCGAGAAGGAGGUAGAGACUGGCAUGGAGAGCUUACGACUCAACGACGCACACGCCAAUCCCCAUUCGAUGCCACGAACACCAUCGCCUCUAGCUGCGUCACCUGCGGCCGUGUCGCCGGCUACCUCCCCCAGGGGCUAUGGCGCUCGGCGCUCAGCGAUUGAGACGGCCUCCCCGACGCGUGGUGACUCUCUUCCUCGUCCUAGCCUGACACCUCAGGCUCCUCAAGUUGUGCGCAGAGGCACGGGCGACAUAUCUUCCCGUGGCGACUGCAAAGGAUGCAGUCAACCGAUUGUUGGCAAGAGCAUCUCUUCCGCCGAUGGUCGCCUCACAGGCAGAUAUCACAAGGCUUGUUUCGUCUGCUCGACGUGUGCAGAGCCAUUUUCUUCUGCCGAGUUCUAUGUCUUGAACGACAAGCCCUACUGCGAGCAGCACUAUCACAAGCUCAACGGCAGCCUGUGCGGUGGAUGUGGCCGGGGCAUUGAGGGCAAAUUCGUGGCAGACGAGGCCAGCGUCAAGUACCACCUCCGCUGCUUCUGCUGCGCUGACUGCGGGCACGGUCUUACCGACGGCUAUUUUGAAGUAGACGGCCGUGCGUACUGUGAGCAGGACGCCUGGAACAGGGUGAACAGCGUCCCUGCGCCGACCCCGUGGAACGGACCCGGCAACUACCGUCCUUACCAGCCGGACCCGUACGCAUAUCGCCAGGGCCCUCCUCAACCUCAGCAGCAACAGCAGCAGCAAAUGAGGGGCCCUCCGCAAGGCCGUGGACAAAUGCCUCCUCGACCGCCUCAAGGGAUGGGUCUCCCCGGACGUCCAGGUCCCGGACAAGGUGGUCCCCGCCCUCGAGGCUCCGGGCCCGGGCUGGGAGCAGCAAUGCCCCGUCCUGGAUACGGGCCUCCAGGAGGAAGGCGGCCGAGCCAGAAUCCAGUGCCAGGGCUGCCUCAUCCCAAGGCAGGUGGUUUGGCACCACCGAGGCCACUGAUGAACAAGCGCAGUACGCGCCUGGGCAUGAUGUGAGCACAGAUAAUAUGCGAUUAUGCUGUGCGACGCUAUGCACGCGACUCACUCGUUGGUUGUUUUUCUCAUUUCUGAUGGAGCCAUGUUCUUUUUAUUAUACCCGUGCCCGGCUGCUGGCCUUUGCCAGCCUGGUGCAUAU
Molecule: messenger RNA, 2560 nt
Organism: Emericellopsis atlantica
Lineage: Eukaryota; Fungi; Ascomycota; Sordariomycetes; Hypocreales; Bionectriaceae
Exons: 3
Coding region: 337-2421 (694 amino acids)
Biological process (GO): regulation of transcription by RNA polymerase II; neuron differentiation
Cellular component (GO): nucleus
Molecular function (GO): RNA polymerase II transcription regulatory region sequence-specific DNA binding; DNA-binding transcription factor activity, RNA polymerase II-specific
Source: RefSeq, a predicted model, not a curated record